AUGAGUCUCGAGAAUCAAGUCAUCGCCGUCACCGGUGCUGGGAGCGGGAUCGGAAGAGCAACCGCAAUGUAUUUGGCAGACAUUGGGGCUCGCGUUGGUUUGCUGGAUAUUCGAUCGCCACAGGUUGUUGCAGAGGCGAUCAAUCAGAAUUACGGCGAGAACAGAGCAUUCGCUUGCGCCUGCGACGUGCGAUCUUCAGCCGACGUCGAUAAGGCUUUUCAGAGCAUCGUCGAUGCUCUUGGUCCUCUCAACGGAGCCGUCAAUCUGGCGGGAGUGGUUGGCAAAGGGCGCAAACUAGGCACGGAAGAAGGAAGGCUCAAGGACCUGGCAGAUGAAGAGUGGGAGAGGGUGGUAGCGACUAAUUUGACAGGAACAAAGAACUGCAUGCGUGCUGAGCUGCAGUGUCUCUCUCCAGCAGGAGGCUCGAUUGUGAACACGGCCAGUGUCGCCGGCCAGCAGGGCACGCCUUACAACUCUGCAUAUGCAGUCAGUAAAGCUGGAGUCAUCUCCCUCACAAAGUCCGUGGCAAAAGAGACAGGAAAGCAUAAUGUGCGGAUCAAUGCCAUUUCACCUGGUGUUGUCGAUACGCCUCUUCUCGAUAGCUUCACAGAUGAUUCGUCUCGGCCCGGCUUUAUGGCCAAUACCAACGCGCUCGGACGAGCAGCCCAGCCCACCGAAGUGGCUAAGUUGAUAGCAUUUCUCUUGAGCAACGACAGUUCAUACUGCACAGGUGCCAUAUUCAACAUCGACGGUGGUUGGUAA
Molecule: messenger RNA, 762 nt
Organism: Fonsecaea erecta
Lineage: Eukaryota; Fungi; Ascomycota; Eurotiomycetes; Chaetothyriales; Herpotrichiellaceae
Exons: 4
Coding region: 1-762 (253 amino acids)
Molecular function (GO): oxidoreductase activity
Source: RefSeq, a predicted model, not a curated record